AUGUCGGCCGAGCGCGCAAAUAAGAAAGGCCUCAUCCUCGCCGUCAACGCGGGGUCGUCAUCUCUGAAGAUUUCGCUCUUUCGACUUGCAGAUGCCUUCGUGAAGAGCAGCCGCCUUCAAUCUGGCAUCGAGCCAGUGGAGUUGAUCCUGACGUACUCUAUCACGAAUAUCACAGCGCCGCCAGCAAAGGUUUCCCUUUCUUUUGCUUCUGACGCCUCCCAGAAGCCCAUCAAGAAUCAGGAAGUCGAGGGCGUGAAGGAUCAUUCUAGCGCGUUUGAGCACUUCCUGAAGAGUCUGAAGGAGCGAGGCAUUAAGCAGGAAGAGAUAGUAAAUGUAUGCCAUCGUGUCGUACAUGGAGGUGAUUACUAUGAGGCCGUGGUUAUCUCAGACAAAACAUACGACCAUAUUGAACGUUUGACGGACUUAGCGCCACUGCAUAACGGCUCUGCUCUAUCGGUUAUACAAGCAUGCAUCCAACAGCUUCGCAACGCGAACUCGAUCGCGUACUUUGACUCCUCAUUCCACAGGACGAUGCCAGAGCAUAUAACCAGCUAUGCCGUUAACCCCAAGGUGGCAAAGGAACGAGGGUUGAAGAAAUACGGCUUCCAUGGCCUGAGUUAUGCAUUCAUUCUGAGGACGGUAGCUAACUAUCUCGGGAAGCCCGAAUCCCAGACGAACAUAAUAGCGGUUCACCUCGGCUCUGGCGCAUCUGCCGUGGCUAUCCGCAAUGGGAAGUCACUCGACACUUCUAUGGGUCUAACGCCACUGUCUGGUCUACCUGGAGCCACCAGGUCCGGGAUGGUCGACCCAAGUCUGAUUUUCCACUACACCAACAAAGUGGGGAGGAUGUCUCACAAGAAAGAGUAUCAAGCUGGCGUGGGCGUGACUGAAGCCGAAGAAAUCUUGAACACCCAAUCUGGAUGGAAGGCAUUGACGGGUACGACGAACUUUGCUGAGAUCACGAGCUCGGAUGCGCCCUCUCACAAGCUGGCGUUCGAGCUCUUUACCGAUAGGAUCCUGGAUUUCAUCGGUGCCUACUUCGUGAAGCUCGGCGGAGACGUGGACGCGCUAGUCUUUGCAGGCGGAAUAGGGGAGAAGAGCAAGGAACUGCGCGAGGCAGUCGGCAGAGGAACCGAGUGUCUGGGACUUCGAGUGGAUCCGGAGAAAAACGGUAAAGUCGAGGAUGACGAGGACGCCGUCGUCGUGGAUAUUGGUGUCGCUGCGAAGGGGCAGCCGAAGAGGGUUCUGGUCUGCAGGACUGACGAGCAGUUUGAAAUGGCUCGGGAAUGCGCUCUGAGCGAGAAGUUCUGGGAGUGA
Gloeophyllum trabeum ATCC 11539 is the source of this 1317-nucleotide messenger RNA. Its product is annotated as acetate kinase. The record is from RefSeq and is a predicted model, not a curated record. Gene Ontology annotation, biological process: phosphorylation; acetate metabolic process. Lineage: Eukaryota; Fungi; Basidiomycota; Agaricomycetes; Gloeophyllales; Gloeophyllaceae. Gene Ontology annotation, molecular function: acetate kinase activity. The transcript has 6 exons. Bases 1 to 1317 code for a protein of 438 amino acids.